GACCACGAGGUCGCUCUGUUAUUGUCAAAUGGAUUACAAUGGCAAAGUUCGAUUCACUCUUUGACUCUUAGUCAAAAGGAAGCAUGGCCACUCACGAUUCAUCUAAGGUCCUCGCAAUACCGUUGAUAUAAAAUCCUCGUCUCCCACUCCGGCCAGCAUAUCUUCAACCAAUAACGAAUAUCAUCGUGGCAAUCAUGAAGACAAGUUUCGCCUCCACUCUGGCAAUUCUGCCUAUCCUCACCAUCGUCUCGGCCUUUGAAGUAGCCGACAUCUAUAAGACCACCCUCGGCAAGUCGGAUUGUACUGAUAUCCACUUGACGGAAGGGCAUGUCCUCCAUGCCAAUUGCGUCCAGCCCGGAUAUGGAUCUCGCGCGGAUUUCCAACUUGACCUCAACUUAUGCCUCGCUAACUACUUGGGUUCGCUAAACCAUGUAUCAAAUGGCGGGUUCGGUGGUUCAUGCAACCCUUGCCGCAUGGACGGCACGAAACUGAUUUGCGAGUGCUCAAUCGGUGCGGGUCUCGGUACUCAGCAUAAUGAAGUUGAGCUUAACGAUUGGGAUGUUAUUCAAGUCCACGAUGAGUCUUUGACUUGUGGUACCCCGGUAGGUCUCGAAAUGAGAGACGCCGGUAAGAGCGCACGAUCCUUCACCGCUUAAGUUAUGGACUUUAUAUAGGUCUAUUUUAACAUCAUCCCAAAUUACCUGUUUAUUUGGUAAAGAGAGGUUAGCCAUGGUUUCGGGCAGAUAGGCUUAUAGCUCUUCGCGUAAAAAUAAAAUAAUUUUUUUUAUCACUGUU
This is a messenger RNA of Daldinia decipiens, 795 nucleotides long. RefSeq lists its product as uncharacterized. The transcript is spliced from 2 exons. The coding region runs from base 195 to 656 and encodes 153 amino acids. Lineage: Eukaryota; Fungi; Ascomycota; Sordariomycetes; Xylariales; Hypoxylaceae. The record is from RefSeq and is a predicted model, not a curated record.